UGGGGGAAGAUGUCUGGCUUGUUUGCUUGAUCGUUCUGUUCUCGGGAGGUGGAGUUUCCAGGUAACUUGAUCCAGGUGUUUCUCCACUCCCUCAACUGCGAACUGCUACACUUUCUUUUAAAAGAAAGUCAGUGUAACUUAGCGAGCAUUGCUGUAAGUGGCAUAGAGCCGAGUCCCUCUGAAGUCUGGUGUGUGACUGUGAACUAGCACAAAUUACAAGAAGCAAAUCUCCUAGCCCCAAUGCCGGAGUUGAAGACUAAGGAGAAGUAUGUCCUGCUGGGCGAUGACUCUGACGGUGAGAACGAGGAGUAUAACAAGAUGAAACUGUCCUCAGUGAAUGCUCAGCAUGGGAAAAGGUACUCAGCAAGCAGAUUCAGAUGCUUUGCUUGGUGCCAGCCACAAUGGAUUUGUCACAGUUUCUUCAUCUUAUUGCUUCUCUUGUCCCAAGUGGGUUUAUUUUUGUACGUGCUGAAUCUGCAUGGAGAAAUAGCAAAAAUAAAAGUGGGACAAACGACAAGACAGCAAAAAGAACAACUCACUCAGCAGUCUGUUAAGAUGCCUUCUGUCGAGGGGAGCCUUGGAGAAGGAAAUGCGGAACUGAAAUCCAAAGUGGAGGAUUUAUAUGAGAAGCUUGAGGAGAUUACAUUUUCCCUUUCCCGAAGCAAAAAGUUGCAAAAUGCAGAAUCAGAUGUGAACCAUCCACAUAAUAUAGCGAUGAUAGACAAGAAAAUUAGCACUCUGGAGGAUGACAUUAUUCAUAUCAGAGGAGAGCUGGGCUUACUGCAAGCUGAACGUGAAGAGUUAAAGGACAAUGUGGAGAGAAUGAAUAAAAUGACUGAUGACCAGGAAUUUUCCAGCCUGUAUGAAUUCAUCCACAAAGUGAAUGAGUCUAGUGUCUCCAGCUCCACUCAAGUAAAAGGAAAGAUUCAUGCAUUUGACACCUUGAUAUCUGAUCUCACCGCAAACUCAGCACCAUGGAAACAAGCCAAUGAACUCUACCAGUUUGAAGAAUCAGUAAGAAAAGUACAAAAUGGCUCCGAUGAUUUGAAAACUCUCCAAAUCCAACUGGAUCAGACUGAGACUACUGAUAGUACAUCACCAAUAGGCUAUGAGAGGAAACAUCAACAAGUUCCAGAUGUCCAGAUGAGACAAGCAACUACAGAGAGUUUCACAAGGAAGCCAUCUGUCACAAAUGUUGUUGUGAUUUCCUCGAUAAAGAGUCUGAGAGCACUCCAGUCCUUCUUUUAUCAAGCAGAUUGGGCUGCUCGUGGCUACUUAACAUAUGAGGACCUCAUGAAUAAUCUAGGGGAACGUGUACCGCAAGAAGAAGAAAUUAAACCAUUUGAUGAAAAUAAUGACGGCAGGUUUUCCUAUCUAGAAAUAAAACAUGCUUUGGGACUACAAGAAUAAUGCUGGUGAGAACUGUUUGUUUGCAAACCCCAGUGGAUUGACUUCAAGAUCCUCAACGUGACUUUCAAAUCCCUUCAUGAUCUUGCUCUACCCUCAUCUCUGAGAUCUCUUGCAGUCCUAUUCUCCUCUUCAUACCUCCUCAUACCUUGUUAUUUCCUUUAGAUCUUCUUUCCCUAGUAUCAAAUCCUUCUCAAAUAUCUCUUAUUCUGAUCGUGCCUUUGGCCAGCAUUAAUAAACUCUCACCUCCUUCCCUUCCUGCUCCUAUUCUUCAUUGUAAUACACUUGGAGACAUUCAUUCAUUCUACAUAACAAGGCACUAUAUAAGCAGGGUUGGUAAAAAAAAAAAAAAUUGACGAUAAAAUAAGUUUUUUUUGUAUUUGUGAUCAAUAUGUUCAACUGAGAAAAUGUCUGACUUCCUGGUCAUCAGUUGGCCAUGGAUGUCACUUGCGCAUAUGAAUGGUAGUGUAAUCCAUAGUGACCUGUCAGCCUUUUGUGUUGUCUAAAAAAGAAUUGAAACAAUCAACAACAACUUGCAUUUAUAUAGUGGCCUUCACUCAUCAAAAAAACAAGUUUUGUGAUGAAAAUUUAUUUUUGCAAAGAGAGUGGAACACUGCAAACCCCAAAAAUAUGUUUUAUGCAUUUCCACUAAGUCUGGUGUUGGGGGGUGGGGACAAGUUAAAUACAAUAAUGGGUCCCGGGACCUGCUAGCCAGAUGCAUUUUAUUUAAUUUUCGUGCCUCAAUCUUUCCUUUAUUCUUUAUUCUCACUCCAUGGCUGUUUCUGGGACAAUGUUGUGUGCAAACCGGC
Molecule: messenger RNA, 2216 nt
Organism: Callorhinchus milii (elephant shark)
Lineage: Eukaryota; Metazoa; Chordata; Chondrichthyes; Chimaeriformes; Callorhinchidae
Product: EF-hand calcium-binding domain-containing protein 14-like
Exons: 11
Coding region: 241-1410 (389 amino acids)
Source: RefSeq, a predicted model, not a curated record